GUUAAGACACUCAAAGGUGAAGAGCUGAGGCCGGAGCAAUGGUAUAUAACCCAGUCCAUACGCCCUUUGAUGAUCAUCAUCCAGCUUCCACUCUUGGCCUCAUCUACUACAUCAGCUUUGUACUCAGCACUCUCCGAAGAUCAUCUUCCGAUUCAUCAACAUGAAGUGGCUCCUUGCUCUCCUCCCUCUUGCGGCUGCGGCUCCCGCGCUUCCUAACAUCGAGCUUGGUGAUGCCCCACCACCUGGCCAGGUCAAGAUUCGUGGUGUUAGCUAUGGAGGAACCGGUUGCCCUCAAGGCACCAUGAGCUCCCAGAUCAAUGCCGACAGGACCAUCAUGACUUUGAUCUUCGACUCGUACAUUGCAUCUAUCGGCCCUGGUAUCGCUGUCACAGAGCAGCGCAAGAACUGCCAGCUGAACGUUGACAUCCAAUACCCAGGAGGCUUCCAGUACUCCAUUUUGUCUGCCGACUACCGUGGCUACUCUGCCAUCCAAAAGGGCGUUUCUGGUACGCUCAAGUCGACCUACUACUUCUCUGGCCAGACCGAACAGACAUCCACCGAGUACAAGUUUGAUGGUCCUACCAACGGCGACUACCUCAAGCACGACGAAGCAGACAGCACCUCGGUCGUGUGGGCGCCAUGCGGCACCAACGGCAUGCUCAACAUCAACUCGCAGGUCCGCCUGACCACCACCAACUCCAGCGCCACUGGUCUCCUCACCACCGACUCAACCGAUCUCAAGUUUACCCAAGUUGUGUACGUCCAGUGGCAGAAGUGCACAGCGCCAAAGCAGUAGAUGACUGAUUGCGGUUGAUUGUAGGCCGCGACAUUGGAUUAGCUGGCUCAGUGUGAACGGCCCGUGGGUGAUUGACGUUGAUG
This is a messenger RNA of Alternaria alternata, 879 nucleotides long. RefSeq lists its product as hypothetical. The coding region runs from base 161 to 796 and encodes 211 amino acids. NCBI's taxonomy places the organism in Eukaryota, Fungi, Ascomycota, Dothideomycetes, Pleosporales, Pleosporaceae. The record is from RefSeq and is a predicted model, not a curated record. The transcript has 3 exons.